Durio zibethinus is the source of this 1123-nucleotide messenger RNA. The record is from RefSeq and is a predicted model, not a curated record. NCBI's taxonomy places the organism in Eukaryota, Viridiplantae, Streptophyta, Magnoliopsida, Malvales, Malvaceae.
AAUGAUUGUAUAAAUAGCAUGCUUGAUGAGUUUUGGUGGUGACAAAGGGAAGCCAAGCGACCAAAGCAAAGGAAUAGAGAGAGCAGAAAUUAACAACAUGGGAAGAUCUCCUUGUUGUGAUGAGAAUGGCCUCAAGAAGGGACCUUGGACUCCUGAAGAAGACCAAAAGCUGGUUCACUACAUAAAGCAACAUGGCCAUGGUAGUUGGAGAGCCCUGCCUAGGCUUGCAGGUCUCAACAGAUGUGGCAAGAGCUGUAGGCUCCGGUGGACCAAUUACUUAAGGCCUGAUAUCAAGAGGGGCAAAUUUUCUCAAGAUGAAGAGCAAACAAUUCUGCAUUUGCAUUCCAUUCUUGGAAACAAGUGGUCAGCCAUUGCAACACAUUUACCAGGCCGCACUGAUAAUGAAAUCAAGAACUUCUGGAAUACCCAUUUAAAGAAGAAGCUGAUUCAGAUGGGGAUUGAUCCAAUGACCCAUCAACCAAGAACUGACAUCUUUGCUAGCUUGCCUCAGCUCAUAGCCCUUGCUAACCUUAGAGACCUCAUGGAGGGUACUCAUCCAUUAGAUGAGCACGAUGUAAGAUUACAGGCAGAAGCUGCUCAAUUGGCUAAGCUUCAAUGCCUACAAUUUCUUGUCCAAUCUGCAGCUUCAAUAACCAACAACUCAUAUAACCAAAAUGGCAUUGCAGACAUGGAAGCUUUCAACUUAGUAAAUUCAUCAGUUCCUCAUAUUAAAGAAAACCCGGUACUAAAUUCAGCCCCAUUUUCACUUGUAAAUGCUACCUCUCAACCACUCCACCAUCCUACUCUAUUAUCUCACUUACCUGCAGACCCAGACCCACAAGUCCCUUUCAGUUUCCAAACAUCGUUGAAUGGUGAGAAUGCGUCAUUGAACAGUGAGGUGGGAUACUGUUCCAACUUUAAAAUGGUCAGCCAAGGAGAUAACCAAACCGAUAACUCAUCAUCAUGGCUUCUUCCAUCCCCUACCCUUCCUCCAACAGCAACCGAGACAUCACUCAGCAAUCCAGGAGGAGAUGCAAGCAGUACUUCUAGCUACAAUGGAACCGCCUCUCCCUACUGGCCUGAACUCUAUUUCGAGGACUCUAUGAUGCAUGAAAUUUCUUAG